AUCUGCCAUCGCACCGCUGCCACGACCUGCCAUCGCACCGCUGCCACGACCACAGAGAAAAGAUGACGCGAGCUCUGAUGCUUCUGAUCGCCGCCGCCGCUGCCGCGUUCGCGGCAGAACUUUCUCCUUGUAAACAAGAGUUGUUUACCGGAUACUACUCAUUUGACACCGGUCUUGCUGAUCCGUGCUAUGUGCAGAAUAAAGCGGAUGUGGACAAGUUUAUAGAGACUACAGUUUGCUCGUACAUGGAUAAAGUGACUGGGUACGAUGCUGCAACUUGUGAUCCGCUGUUUUUCAAUUACAUGAAGUGCGCGUUGAAAAAACGCGGGCUUCUGAAUUCCAACAACACCUUGAAAGAUAAGGCUUUCCAGACGAUUGCGCUGAAGAACAAAUGCAGCACUGAUACCAACUUCUCAAAAGCUUACCCGAAAUGCAAAAAAUCCACCAUGAAAUAUUUGAACAUUCUCAGGCUUUUUCUGUGUCUCUAUGAGGCCAUGCCUUAAACUGCUCACUCGAUGGAAGAAAAUCUACUGACUCGGAACAAGACUAACCGAACUCGCCUUCACUGCUCAUGCUUUGAGUUUUCAUCUCCCUUAAAAUUAUAUAUGAAAUAAUUAUAUAUAAUUAUAUAUCAUUAUAUAUAAUUUCUUGCCAGUAAAUGAAAAGCUGUGCGAGCAUCUAUACUCCCUCUAACAAUUUCUCGUCGAAUGAAAAUUCUAAUUUUUCAAAUUAAAAAAAAAGAUUGAACAUUUUCAGCACGUUAUUUAGACACAUUAGGUUGAGGAUUAUAUUACACAAUUUAAAAUAUUAAAUGAUUACCUCUAUAACUUCUUCAACGAAUCAAAAAUGUUCGAGGACUGAAAUGGACUACCAUUUAUUUAAUUAAAUAUUCCUGCAGAACUUGUCGCACAAUUUAAAUAUCCUGGGUGUUUCUAAAUCUGUCGUGUAUUUUUUCUGUAAUUGCAAUGGCAUAGA
This is a messenger RNA of Hyalella azteca, 975 nucleotides long. RefSeq lists its product as uncharacterized. Bases 63 to 503 code for a protein of 146 amino acids. The record is from RefSeq and is a predicted model, not a curated record. Lineage: Eukaryota; Metazoa; Arthropoda; Malacostraca; Amphipoda; Hyalellidae. The transcript has 5 exons.